AUGGCUGGAGGAACAACAGGUCUGUCCUGACAGCUGUGUGCUCUCUCCCACCCAAAGAAAGCAGCAGAGACUCAGACAGCAACGUCUGGAGUAGCCCACGCUGUCUGUUACCAGCACGGUGUGAAGGAGCUUAAGGGCAGCAGGAUGGAAUCAGAAAGAGAAAUCAUUGAUCUUCAACCUGGGAACUCCAACUCCAGGAGGAGCCAGCCCAUCAACUUGAACCAUUAUGCCACCAAGAAGAGUGUGGCAGAGAGCAUGCUGGAUGUGGCCCUCUUUAUGUCCAAUGCCACGCGGCUGAAAGCAGUGCUGGAGCAAGGGCCAUCCUCUUAUUACUAUACCACCCUCAUCACUCUCAUCAGCAUCUCCCUGCUUCUGCAGGUGGUCAUCGGAAUCCUCUUGGUGGUCAUUGCACGGCUGAACCUGAACGAGGUAGAAAAGCAGUGGCAAUUAAACCAGCUCAACAAUGCUACCACCACCCUGGUGUUCAUCACUGUUGUCAUCAACAUUUUCAUUACAGCCUUCGGGACACAUAAGACAGGGUUCCUGGCUGCCAGGACCUCAAGAAAUCCUUUCUGAACAAAGUCUGGGGCCCAGGU
Molecule: messenger RNA, 596 nt
Organism: Chrysochloris asiatica (Cape golden mole)
Lineage: Eukaryota; Metazoa; Chordata; Mammalia; Afrosoricida; Chrysochloridae
Gene: NINJ2
Product: ninjurin 2
Biological process (GO): tissue regeneration; cell adhesion
Cellular component (GO): membrane
Source: RefSeq, a predicted model, not a curated record